This is a messenger RNA of Amphiprion ocellaris (clown anemonefish), 2681 nucleotides long. It is a transcript of the gene kifbp, whose product is annotated as kinesin family binding protein. Gene Ontology annotation, molecular function: protein binding. The transcript is spliced from 13 exons. The record is from RefSeq and is a predicted model, not a curated record. Lineage: Eukaryota; Metazoa; Chordata; Actinopteri; Pomacentridae. Bases 24 to 1931 code for a protein of 635 amino acids.
AGAAGAAGAAGAAGAAGACCAACAUGGCGUCCGUCAACAGUGAUGAGUGGAGAGCUAUAUGCGACAAAUUCAACAACGCCCAAAACCUGACAGAAGUAGAAUCACGGAAUGACCCAGAAAAUGACCCGUUCCGCUCCAAAUACAAGGCCAGGGAACUUCUCAGAGAGAUAUACUGCUCGCUCAAGAGUUUUGAAGCCGACGAAGGCGAGGAGGAGAGCGGCGGAGAGAGCGGCGAGCAGCGGCCGACAGAGCAGCCGGUGGACGGGCAGAGGGAGGACGGUCAGGGCAUCAGCGGGGACUCGCCAGCCGGGAUGCGGGCCGCUAAACUCGGGGCUGUGGAGUAUUACCUGGGUGUCAACCACGUCGACACGGAGGAGCUGUCAGCCGGACAGGAGCAUCUGAUGAACUGCAUGAAGCUGCUGGAGAGAUGCCGAGUGUCGUCGGAGAAUGUGUCGCUGUUUAUUCAUGUCAGGAACCAGCUGGGCAUCCUCUGGGCAGGCCGUGAUGAAACAGAGAUGGCUCAAGGCUUCCUUGAAACCGCAGAAUCCAUCUACCAACGUUACAUGAAGGAGGAUGGUAGUCCUCCCACUGAUAUGACAGAGUACUUCACAAGUGAAGAGAACCUGCUGACACACCAGGAGAGGACCAAAAGGUUUGAGUUGGCCUACACUCAUACCAUGUACUACCUUGCUCAAGUUUAUAAAAACCUUGGGGAAACUGAGCGUGCUGCCACCUACUGCCACAGUACCCUGCAGAGGCAGCUCCAGUUGAAUCAGUUCAGUCCAAUGGAGUGGGCUCUAAACGCUGCUACUCUGUCACAAUAUUAUAUCACUAAGGGCCGAUACAUGGAAGGCAGACAUUGCCUCUCAGCAGCUACUGUCAUAUCUGGUUUGGCAGGGGAAGUUCCCUCUGAGGCUGCUGCUCAGGAGAGUGAGACAGAGAGUGAGCGCAGGGAACAUCUCAGACAGAAGAGAGCUGAGAUUGCGAGAUGUUGGAUCAAAUACUGUCUCAACCUCCUGCAGGACUCCAAGAAGCUACUAGAGGACAACAUUGGGGAGCUGGAUACUGAUCGGCAAGAUGAGCUGAAGAGAGCAAGAAGACGUGAGGAGGAAGAGGAAGAGAAGGGCAGGAAGAGUGCUCUGCUUUUUGGCUCUGAAGACACUUUUGACUCCAUUGCUAGCCUAGAAGAGAAGGUGCUGUGUUUAUUCCCUUUGGACUUCACUGAGGCCAGAUCUGUAUUUCUCAUAGGACAGAAUUAUGUCACACAGGCCAAGGAGUACUUUCAGAUGGAUGGAUAUGUGACAGACCACAUAGAGAUUUUACAGGAUCACAGCUCUCUGUUCCGUGCCCUGGCGUUCUUCGAAGAGGAUCUGGAACGACGCUGCAAAAUGCACAAACGAAGAGUUGACAUGCUGGAACCAAUCUGCAACGACCUGAAUUCCCAGUACUACCUAUUGAUCCGCAGACAGUUGAUGUUUGAGCUGGCUGAGACCUACAGUGAAAUGAUGGACUUAAAACUGACGCUGGCCAACAGACAGGCUGACACACAGUCUCUAGACAACCACACCAUUAAGAAAUUCAACAGUCUCUGCUCUGCCUCAGCCAAGUACUUCCAAAUGUUUCUGGACUCUCUGUGUUCUCCAGAAGGGAAGUUUCCAGACGUCCUGGAGGAGGAGGUGCUCCGACCUGCUCUGGUUGCCCGCUUCAGAGUGGCCCGACUACACAGCCGACUGAUCAGCUCUGUACCUCCAGUUCAGCUGGAAAACCUCAACAGAUCUCUGGAAAACUACAAGUACGUGGUGCAGUAUUGUGAGGCCCAUCCUGAGGCAGCAGCUGCCGCGGAGACGGAGCUGGAGUUGAGCAAGGAGAUGGUCGGCCUCCUUCCUCUCAAAAUCAACCGCCUCAAAGCGAGGAUGGCCGCAAACAACUGAAGGACAUCACUGUUCACUGACUGACUCACUGGUCGACUAAUUGUGCUAAAAUCAUCCUAAUAUACCAGUCAAUCUGAAUUUACCGCACUGUAGUUAAAUGGACACUCCCAACAAUUCAAGAACCUAAAUGACAGAAUGACUGGCUUCGAUUCUUAUUGUGUUUAUACUAGUGAUGACCUCCUUUUUUGUGGGCAUGCUGCUUUCACAAAACUGUGAAUACGUUCCUGGCUGUACAUGCUUGCUAUCCUCUGUGUAGUGAAUUUUGUGGUCUAUCUUGAAUUAACAGAAAAUUGCUUAGAAAAUGCACUCUGUCUAGCAUCAAUAUAUAUCUUCAAAAUAAAAAUGUCAUUCUCUUACAGUAGUUUAUUGUUAGAAUAUAAAGCUGUGUUUUCAGCUCAAACAUUCUUCUUAACUAGUCUAUUGUAAAACCCCUCUCUGAAAAGCCGCAGUCUUUGCAGGUUUAUCACUAACAGCUGCUUUCAGUCAGUGUCCUUACGGUGGAUAUGUGCACCAGAUUUUUAUUAUAUUUUGUGAACAUUUUACUUAUGUGUUUUGCUUAAUUUUUAAUCGUAUUUCACUGUUCAAGGGUCUUCUGUGACCGUAGUCUGAUUUAUGUCUGUUUUCUAUUGUUAAUCAUAUUGGUUUUCAUUUAACGUGGCUUUAUUUUCUUUAAAGCACACUAAAAGUAUUUUCCUUCAACUACUUUAUGUCUUUGAUGGUUAAUAAAAGUUAAGACAUAUUGUAACCAGA